This is a messenger RNA of Suncus etruscus (white-toothed pygmy shrew), 1584 nucleotides long. It is a transcript of the gene TENT5A, whose product is annotated as terminal nucleotidyltransferase 5A. Gene Ontology annotation, molecular function: RNA binding; poly(A) RNA polymerase activity. Gene Ontology annotation, biological process: mRNA stabilization. The transcript has 2 exons. The record is from RefSeq and is a predicted model, not a curated record. Lineage: Eukaryota; Metazoa; Chordata; Mammalia; Eulipotyphla; Soricidae.
AUGGCCAGCGCUGGAUGGGGUGCUAGUAGUGAAGGAAAAUCCCGGGGAGCUAGCCCCCAGUCUAGAGGUCCAGCUGGGAGUGGGAGUGGGUGCGCUUCUUCCUCGGAGGGCCUGAGUUUUGGGUGUGCAAGAUUCACCGCACUUCUCCUCACUCCCCCCUCUUGUCUUUUCUUUUUUAAUAUAUCUAGGACUGAUCAGGACCGAGUGUCAUAGCUUGGUGGUCCCUUCAAGGCUGAAGGAGACCUUGCCAUGGCCGACGACGAUCUGUCCAGCGGCGCCUCCAUCCCCCUGGGCGACGGAUUUUGCGCCGCGUCGAGCGGAGACUCGGGCGCGCGCUGCCCGGACUCUUGCGAAAGCCCCGCGGCGCACUGCAACGUGCUCAGCUGGGAGCAAGUGCAGCGGCUGGACGGGCUGCUGAGCGAGACCAUCCCGAUCCACGGGCGCGGCAACUUCCCCACCCUGGAGCUGCAGCCCAGCCUGAUCGUCAAGGUGGUGCGUCGGCGGCUGGCCGACAAGUGCAUCGGUGUGCGCGACGUGCGCCUCAACGGCUCGGCCGCCAGCCACGUCCUGCACCAGGACAGCGGCCUGGGCUACAAAGAUCUGGACCUCAUCUUCUUCGCCGACCUGCGCGGCGAGCAAGAGUUUCAGACGGUGAAGGACGUCGUGCUCGACUGCCUUUUGGACUUCUUGCCUGAAGGGGUGAACAAAGAGAAGAUCACCCCCCUCACGCUCAAGGAAGCUUAUGUGCAGAAAAUGGUUAAAGUGUGCAAUGACUCUGAUCGAUGGAGUCUUAUCUCCCUAUCAAACAACAGUGGCAAAAAUGUGGAACUGAAAUUUGUGGAUUCCCUCCGGAGGCAGUUUGAAUUUAGUGUAGAUUCUUUUCAAAUCAAAUUAGACUCUCUUCUCCUCUUUUAUGAGUGUUCAGAGAAUCCAAUGACUGAAACAUUUCACCCCACCAUAAUUGGCGAAAGCGUCUAUGGAGAUUUCCAGGAAGCCUUUGAUCACCUUUGUAACAAGAUCAUUGCCACUAGGAACCCGGAAGAAAUCAGAGGGGGAGGCCUGCUAAAGUACUGCAACCUUUUGGUAAGGGGGUUUAGGCCUGCCUCUGAUGAGAUCAAGACCCUACAGCGGUAUAUGUGUUCCCGAUUUUUCAUUGACUUCUCAGACAUCGGAGAACAGCAGAGAAAACUGGAGUCCUAUUUGCAGAACCACUUCGUGGGAUUAGAAGACCGCAAGUAUGACUAUCUCAUGACCCUACACAGAGUGGUGAAUGAAAGUACAGUGUGCCUGAUGGGACAUGAAAGAAGACAGACUUUAAACCUUAUUACAAUGCUGGCUAUUCGGGUGCUAGCUGACCAAAAUGUCAUCCCUAAUGUGGCUAAUGUCACUUGCUAUUACCAGCCGGCCCCCUAUGUAGCAGAUGCCAACUUCAGCAAUUACUACAUUGCCCAGGUUCAGCCAGUAUUCACAUGCCAGCAGCAGACAUACUCCACUUGGCUACCCUGCAAUUAAGAAUUAUUUAAAAAUGCCCUGUGGGAAGCCAAUUCAAACAAUAUGGGAAAACCAAAAUGAAAUAAAUAAAAA